Molecule: messenger RNA, 2178 nt
Organism: Penicillium odoratum
Lineage: Eukaryota; Fungi; Ascomycota; Eurotiomycetes; Eurotiales; Aspergillaceae
Product: SLC26/SulP family anion transporter
Exons: 3
Coding region: 1-2178 (725 amino acids)
Biological process (GO): transmembrane transport
Cellular component (GO): membrane
Molecular function (GO): sulfate transmembrane transporter activity
Source: RefSeq, a predicted model, not a curated record
AUGGUGCGAUUUCUUAAAAGAAUCCUUGGCCUCCAGGACCCGUUCAACCCCUUGGGUAAAGUUUCCGACGAGCAAGAAUUAGAUCCCACAGUUUUGGACUGGUUGAACGAAACAUUCCCGUCAAGAAGCCAGCUACUCCAAUAUGUUCGUGGACUUUUCCCAUUCUGCCAGUGGCUUGGGCAUUACAAUCUACAAUGGUUUUUCAGUGAUUUAAUUGCAGGAGUAACGGUUAGUGCGGUCGUGAUCCCGGAGAGCGUGGGAUAUGCGAAAUUAGCGGGACUACCAGCUCAUUAUGGGCUAUACGCAUCUUUCACCGGUGGAAUGAUCUACUGGAUCUUUGCAACAUCCAAAGACAUCACUAUUGGGCCCGUCGCGGUAUUAUCCACCGUCAUUGGUGCGAUCGUCAGAGAUGUACAAAUCGCCUAUCCCGGAUCCCCUGCGCCCCAGAUCGCCAUGUCAAUUGCUAUAAUAUGUGGGGGUGUCGUCACAUUCCUCGGUCUGACCAGGUUGGGUUUCAUCAUCGAUUUCAUUCCUCUUCCAUCGAUCACUGCCUUUAUGACUGGAUCUGCGAUCUUGAUAUGUUCCGGGCAAGUCAAGAAUCUGCUUGGAGAAACCGCCAGCUUUAGUCUGGAUGACCCUGCAUAUCAGAUCAUACUCAAUGUUUUUAAGAAUCUGCCUUCGGCAAGGGGAUAUGAUGCAGCCAUGGGACUUUCUGCGCUUGUCCUUUUAUAUGGGAUCCGCACGAUGUGCAAUUAUGGAGCCCAGAGGUAUCCACGGCGCGCCAAACUUUUCUUCUUUUUCUCGAACCUGCGGAAAUUGUUCGUCAUUUUGUUCUUCACGAUGAUAAGCGCCAUAGUUAAUAUACAUCGUCAAGAGGAUCCCGUCUUCGAAAUUGUUGGAUACGUACCCCGUGGGUUGGAAGAUGCCGGUGUUCCUAUACUCUCCAGCGACAUGAUCCAACAUAUCCUUCCCAAACUCCCAGCUGCUGUCGUUGUAAUGGUACUGGAACACGUCGCAACGUCCAAAUCUUAUUCUCGUAUCAACAAUUACACCGUGAACAUAUCUCAAGAGCUCAUAGCCAUCGGCAUCACCAAUCUCCUCGGCCCAUUUGUCGGAGGAUAUCCUUCCACUGGCUCGUUGUCCCGCUCCACCAUUCAGUCCAAAGCUGGUGUCCGCACUCCGUUGGCUGGUGUCAUCAGCUCCACCGUUGUGCUAAUUGCUAUCUACGGUCUGACGCCAAUGCUUUCUUACAUCCCUCAUGCCUCUUUAUCAGCCGUGAUCAUCCAUGUGGUGGCUGAUUUGAUCGCCGCACCAAACACUAUCUACCAAUUUUGGCUUAUAUCACCCUUGGAUGCCGUGGUCUUUGCAGCGGGGCUCAUCGUUUUAAUUAUCAAUCGCAUUGAAAAUAGCAUUUACGUCACUGUUUGCUUAUCUCUGGCAAUUUUGCUUUUCCGCCACAUCAAGGCUUCUGGAAGACUUCUUGGUCGCACAUGGAUCGGAGAUGAAGAAACCCAGAGACCCCUUUUCUUCCCUAUUUCGGAUGUCCAGAAGCCUCGCCAGUGGAAUGUCGAAAAGCCACGCCCGGGUGUUUUCAUCUACCGCUUCUCUGAGGGUCUCAGUUACUCCAAUGUCGGCCACUACUUGGAUGCCUUGGCGCAGGACAUACUCAAGAGCACCCGUCGUACAUGUGCAUUGGACUCUGGGAAGAAAGGCGAUCGUCCGUGGAAUGACCCUAAGCCCAAAAAUACAGGGAAUACCGCGGAUGAACUUCCACUUCUACGGGCAAUUGUUUUUGACUUUUCGGCUGUGAAUAAUGUCGACGUUACUUGUGUCCAGGGGUUGAUUGAUGUGCGCAAUCAACUCAACCGCCAUGCUGCACCAUCAGAGGUGCAAUGGCACUUUGCCAACAUUAAAAAUAGGUGGACCAAGCGAGCGCUUUCUGCCGCAGGCUUUGGAUAUCCUACUAUGCCAUCCGUGGUUGAAGGUCAGCCUGUUUCAGUGGAAAUAGAGAUACAAGAAACUCGUGAAGACUUGGAGAAGGCAAAGGGGGCCACUUCAUGCAAGGGACAGGUUUAUGAGAAGCAUGAAGCUCGCUCUGCACGAUUAGAGCGCAUCAGUCGACGCUUCUUUCAUGCAGAUUUGAUCGGAGCUCUGGAAAGUGUUGAUGCUUAUCUGUAA